GACCCAAUAAUUUGCCUCGUGAUGCGGGUAUGCUCUUCUUUUCCGCCGGUUGUUGCACGCCCGGUUCCGGACCGCUCCAUUGCCACACCGCUCGCACUCGUUCUCGACGCUUGCGCUUGCUGAUCACUGUCAUCCCUCGCACUCGCACUCUUGCACAUUGACAUGGAAUCCGUGCUCCGGAGAACAGAUAUCGAUUUCGAAGCCCUAAACCCUCAAACGCGAAAAUUCUCAUGCUUCUCAUCUUACAUGCCGCGCCGAAUCCAUCUUGAUAGUUCAUCGUACCGUUCUUUUGUUCGCAUCCUCUCCCAUUGUAUUGAACAAUCUCUCGUUCCUCCGUCGUCAGCUCUGGAGAAAAUCCUAUCCGUUAAAGACCCAAUUUCAAGUCACGGAAAAGGCGAACUUAAUCAAGAUCAGGAAGCAGGUGAAAACAUCGAUGAAAGAACCUUGGGCAGGAGGCAAGAGGGCGAUCGCUGUGUUGAUGGUGGGGUUCAGAGAGUUUCAUCUGCUGGUGCCGAGUUGGUUGGUCUCGAUCUCAGCUCUUUUGAUGAGGAGAUUGAGGCGUGUGUUAACAGCGAAGAGCUCCGCAGUGUCAUGCUUGAAUGCGGUAGCUUAAUUGACUGGUCUAACGAGGAGCGAAGUGGGGAAUCGCAAGAAGGGAAUGUACAGGCUGGUCAUGAGGAGAUCGAAAGAGCUUUAGUUCAUGGUGCAGAGGAAGGAGUUUCUCAUAUAGUGAAGGUUUCGGUAAUUGCUAAGGGAGAGGGGAUAAUUCCUAAUGCUAAUUCAUUGAACGAAGCGGAAGAUAUGAGGAAAAUAGCUGACGUUGGUGAUCCGGUAAGUGGUGAGCCACUAGUGGGUACUGAUUAUGGGAAGGGAAUUCUGGUUGAAACACAUGAUGGAAAUUCAAAAGGAGCCGAAGAAAAAGGAGAAGGAACAAAGCAACAAACAAAUGUUUCUUCUAUUUCUUUUGUGGAUUAUUCAGGUUUGAGAAACUUGAAAGAAGACCAAUCACACACUUUACCACAUCAAAUUGACGGGGCAGAGAUGGAAGAAGGUGAAAUUUCUGAUGACGCCCAGGAUUUAGAAGACCUGGCUGAUAUUAAUGACAACGUGGAAGUGCCAGAGGAUCACAGAAAAGAAGGACGAAGUAGGGAUGAUUUAAACGUGGUUGCAUCUACUACGAAUUGUAUUCGUAGAAAAGAAGUUACUGAGCUUGGGGCUAGUCUACUUGAUACAUCAGAAAAGGAUUCACCAUAUAAAGCAAACCAUAACAAACAAAAGGUCGUGAAAGCUAGGGAGAAGAAGAAGAGUAGCACUUUGACUGAGGAAAGAAAAGCUAAGAAGAAGAUUGCAAAGAAAAGGAAAAGAGCACAGAAAAAUAGAGAACAAGGUGUUAAGAAAUUAAAGCUACAUGCAAUUGUAAUACCAAAAGAAGUAAAAUAUUGCAACUUUUACCGGAUGGGAAGAUGUCAGCAGCCUUGCAAGCACUUUGCUUGUAAUUCUUGCUUGAAAGGAGAUGACUGCCCAUUUGAUCAUGAACUUUCCAAGUAUCCAUGCCACAACUACAUGUCCACGGGCUGUUGUAACCGAGCAGAUAGAUGCAAGUUUUCUCAUAAGAUACCAACCACCGAUGCUUCUUCUCAGUUAACUGUGAGUAAAAUAGAUUUACAUUUAUGUUCAGAACAGCUGAAGUUAAGAAACCAGCCUGUUGGGAUUCAUGCUUCUCCACUUGACAAGGGUUCUUUUGAUGUUAAAACUAAAGACACACUGCCAUUAAGGCAUAAGCCAUUGAAAGAAACUAAUCAAGUGCCAAAAGGUAUACGUUUCAUUUCAUUUGGGACAGUGCAGACAGAACUUUCUAAUAAGCUUAAAGAAAGCUUUCCUGUAAACAAGUUUUGUCACACUGGAGCAUACAAUCACGAGAAGCAAGAUAAUUGGUUGGUGCAUGGUCACCACAGUGCUUUACCUUCCAAGAUGUCUAUGAAUUCCACCGGAUUAGUUCGUGAUGUUCCUUCAAUUGGCUUUGCCUCCAAGGUUUCAGAUAAUAUCACUAAGGGAUCGCCUGUUACUCAUACUGGAGGAACUGCUAAUCAUGAAGUUUCAGAGGCAACAAAAAUUUUAGAGGAGUUUUUGUUUUGUGGUGUAGACUAGAAGCAACCGGUAGAAGUUGCUUACUGAAUUUAAUUUUGUACUUAAUAGUUACACAGAAAGGUAACCACAAUUUUAGUGAGGUAGGAUUUUGUAGCACAUUUAGUUAUGUAGAUCGUCCACUAAAUUUAAUUGGAGUGCUUUGACAACUUGAGGGUCUGCUCUGGGUCAAAUUUAGAUGGUUCAACCUAUUAUAAUUACAAUUAGUUGCUCCCAUGAUUUUGAACAUAAUAAUGAGCCGUUUAAUUUGAAGUCA
Dendrobium catenatum is the source of this 2401-nucleotide messenger RNA. Its product is annotated as zinc finger CCCH domain-containing protein 7. The record is from RefSeq and is a predicted model, not a curated record. The transcript has 6 exons. Gene Ontology annotation, cellular component: nucleus. Gene Ontology annotation, molecular function: RNA binding; metal ion binding. Bases 163 to 2148 code for a protein of 661 amino acids. NCBI's taxonomy places the organism in Eukaryota, Viridiplantae, Streptophyta, Magnoliopsida, Asparagales, Orchidaceae. Gene Ontology annotation, biological process: negative regulation of DNA-templated transcription.